GUGAGAAGACUCUUGUGGGUGUAUGUGUUGUCGGGGUCUCUCUCUCCCAGGCAACAGCGUGGCGGGAUACAAAGGUUUUGUGUGGGUAUCGACUCGCCUUUGACCAACUGGUGUGAAAUCUGCUGCAGAUAGCAGAGUGGUCAGUAAGAGUGUGGAGUGGAGGAAGUGUUGGUUCCCGAGAAGGUGGAGUGUUUUUUGGGAGUGUAGUCAGCUGAGUGAGGUGCACGGCGGCUCGCGGGCCAGAUAGAGGCGCCAGGUGUAAAGCUGCUUGAGAAAUCCCCGUGAAGGUGCUCACAGUAGCCACUGCUCUCCAUGUGAGGCUGCCGUGCUGGGCCCUGGUGUGCACUGUGUUGGGCCGGCCAGCACGGGCGUGAGGCGGCGCCCAUGGCUCUCGUGGGCACUCGCUCCAGCAGUGGGCGGCAGCAUAUGAUGGCGGGCGUGGGGGAGCGAAGUGUGGGCGUAGUGCCCCCCACCCACAACGCCGCUAUCCUCGCAGCUGCUCAGCCCAACUAUUAUGCCCACUUGGACCCUCGUGGGGGCGCCCCCCAGCCGGGCACGGGCGUGGGGGCUAUUCACGCCCACCAUCCCCACCACAGGACCAGCAGCACCUCCGCCCAGCAGCAGCAGCCUCAACAGCAGUCAGGUGCGGGCGGCGUGGGCGGCCAGCAGCAGCAACAGCCUCACCACGGACAAACAGCCACGCCCUCGCCCACCAACAGCAACGAGGUGACGCCCGAUAGACCCAUCGGCUACGGCGCCUUCGGAGUUGUCUGCUGACAUGUGGGGUCCCCCAGGGGACCAAGAUGAGUCCUCUAUGCUUCCUCCUCCUCAUUAACGACGCCCUCACUGACACCCCCCAUCGCUGGAAGUACGAGUAUGUGGACGACUGCACCGUGGGCGUCCCAGUUUCCACCAAGAACCCGGACUACUCGCCACUGCAAGCGAUUCUGGAGCGGCUGCAGACGUGGACGGAGGAGAGCAGGAUGACCAUCAACCACAGCAAAACUGUGGUGAUGCAUUUCUGUACCUCCUCUGUACCAGUGCCCCCUCCCCAGCUCUCAGUGGGCCCUCACCCCCUCCAGGUGGUCCGAUGUGCCAAGCUCCUCGGAGUCACGGUGGACGAUCAGCUGACCUGGAAGCAGCAUGUCGCCAGCACCAUAAGAUCAGCUACCUACAGGCUGUACAUGCUGCGCAGACUCAGGUCGCUGGGGACGCCGACAGAUGAGUUAAGGGGGUGUAUCUUACCUUCAUCCUCCCCAAACUCAUGUACGCCUCCCCAGCGUGGUCCUCCUCCCUCACACAAACUCAACAGCUACAGUUGGAGAGUGUGCAGAAAAGGGCGUGCAGGGUCAUCCUUGGCCCUGCAUACACCACCUAUGAAGAAGCCCUGAACACCCUGAGCCUGUCCAGACUAUCCACCAGGUACUGUGAGGCUCUGGAGAAGUUUGGAAGGGGACUUCUGCAUCAUCCACGUCUCAGAAACAUGCUGCCGCUUGACGCGCCUUGCCCGACCCGUGCCACCAGACACCACAACAAGAUAACGCCCCUAAAGGCGCCGCGUACGGACCGGUACAGACUCAGUGCGAUUCCCACCAUGGUGUGAGCCAUCAAUCAAUAGUCCCUUCUAGAUUUGACUUACCUUUA
Molecule: messenger RNA, 1644 nt
Organism: Scylla paramamosain (green mud crab)
Lineage: Eukaryota; Metazoa; Arthropoda; Malacostraca; Decapoda; Portunidae
Product: serine/threonine-protein kinase NLK-like
Exons: 2
Coding region: 385-777 (130 amino acids)
Source: RefSeq, a predicted model, not a curated record